ACACAGGUCUGAUUACAACAACUUCAAGGAAAUUGGAUCGGGAACAGCAGGCGGAACAUUUUCUGGAGGUGACUAUGACAGAUGGCGGUUCCUCCCCGAAACAGUCAACCAUUUGGGUGGUGGUUCAGGUUCUGGAUGAAAAUGACAACAAGCCGCAGUUCCCAGAGAAGGUCUACCAGAUCAAGCUGCCGGAACGUGAUCGAAAGAAGAGGGGAGAACCCAUUUACAGGGCUUUUGCAUUUGACAGAGACGAGGGGCCCAACGCAGAAAUCUCCUACAGUAUCGUGGAUGGGAAUGACGAUGGAAAGUUCUUUAUUGACCCUAAAACUGGGAUGGUUUCUUCCAGAAAGCAAUUUACAGCGGGGAGUUAUGACAUCCUAACGAUAAAGGCGGUGGACAACGGGCGCCCACAGAAGUCUUCCACGGCCCGCCUCCAUAUUGAAUGGAUUAAGAAACCGCCCCCUUCACCUAUACCGUUGACCUUCGAUGAGCCGUUUUAUAACUUCACAGUCAUGGAAAACGAUAGAGUAACUGAGAUUGUGGGGGUGGUGUCUGUGCAGCCAGCUAACACCCCUCUGUGGUUUGACAUAGUUGGGGGGAAUUUUGACAGCUCUUUUGACGCAGAGAAAGGUGUUGGGACAAUUGUCAUCGCAAAACCUUUGGACGCAGAGCAGAGGUCCAUUUAUAAUAUGAGUGUGGAAGUCACCGAUGGGACAAAUGUUGCUGUCACUCAGGUAUUUAUCAAAGUGCUGGAUAAUAAUGAUAACGGCCCAGAGUUCUCUCAGCCGAGCUACGACGUGACAGUCUCUGAGGAUGUGCUUCCUGACACCGAGAUCCUGCAGAUUGAAGCCACAGAUCGAGACGAGAAGCACAAGCUGAGCUACACGGUCCAUAGCAGCAUCGACGCUGGCAGCAUGAGGAAGUUCCGGAUUGAUCCUAGCACUGGUGUGCUCUCCACAGCUGAAAGACUGGACCAUGAGGCCCAGGACAAGCACAUUCUCAAUGUCAUGGUCAGAGACCAGGAGUUUCCUUAUCGAAGAAACCUGGCCCGAGUCAUUGUGAAUGUGGAGGAUGCAAAUGACCACAGUCCAUAUUUUACCAACCCACUGUAUGAAGCAUCUGUGUUUGAAUCUGCUGCUCUGGGAUCAGCUGUUCUGCAAGUGACGGCUCUGGACAAAGACAAGGGGGAAAAUGCAGAGCUCAUAUACACCAUAGAAGCAGGGAACACCGGUAACACAUUUAAGAUGGAACCAGUCCUGGGCAUCAUCACUGUUUCCAAAGAACCAGAUAUGACAGCAAUGGGUCAGUUUGUCCUGUCUGUCAAAGUCACAGAUCAGGGGUCUCCACCAAUGUCUGCCACUGCAAUUGUGCGCAUUUCUGUCACCAUAUCUGAUAAUUCUCACCCCAAGUUCACUCAGAAAGACUACCAAGCAGAAGUAAAUGAAAAUGUUGACAUUGGAACAUCAGUCAUUCUAAUCUCUGCCAUCAGUCAAUCUACCCUUAUUUAUGAAGUCAAAGAUGGAAACACUGAUGGGAUCUUUACCAUAAAUCCAUACUCUGGAGUCAUCACCACACGGAAGGUCCUGGAUUAUGAGCACACUUCCUCUUAUCAGCUCAUCAUUCAGGCCACUAACAUGGCAGGGAUGGCUUCCAACACUACAGUCAAUAUUCAGAUUGUUGAUGAAAAUGAUAAUGCCCCAGUGUUUCUCUUCUCUCAAUACUCAGGCAGCCUAAGUGAGGCAGCCCCAGUCAAUAGCAUUGUCAGGAGCUUGGAUAACAGCCCACUAGUGAUUCGAGCCACCGAUGCUGACAGUAAUCGGAAUGCUCUGCUUGUGUAUCAGAUUGUGGAGUCUACAGCCAAGAAGUUCUUCACAGUGGACUCCAGCACAGGUGCCAUCAGAACAAUUGCCAACCUGGACCAUGAAACUAUCGCCCAUUUCCAUUUUCAUGUGCACGUGAGAGACAGUGGCAGCCCUCAACUUACUGCAGAGAGCCCUGUCGAAGUCAACAUUGAGGUGACAGAUGUGAACGAUAACCCACCUGUUUUUACUCAGGCUGUGUUUGAGACUGUCCUGCUUCUACCUACCUAUGUUGGAGUGGAGGUUCUGAAAGUUAGUGCCACAGAUCCUGACUCUGAGGUGCCCCCUGAACUGACAUAUAGCCUAAUGGAAGGCAGCCUGGAUCAUUUUGUAAUUGACUCAAAUAGUGGAGUACUCACCAUAAAAAACAACAACCUCUCCAAAGACCACUACAUGCUGAUAGUUAAAGUGUCUGAUGGGCGGUUUUACAGCACAUCCAUGGUCACCAUCAUGGUUAAAGAAGCCAUGGAUAGUGGCCUCCACUUUACGCAAAACUUCUACUUCACCUCAAUCUCAGAGAACAAUACUAACAUAACCAAAGUUGCUAUUGUCAACGCAGUUGGAAACCGCCUUAAUGAGCCCUUAAAAUACAGCAUCUUAAACCCAGGAAAUAAGUUCAGGAUAAAAUCUACCUCAGGGGUCAUUCAGACUACUGGAGUCCCCUUUGACCGUGAAGAACAAGAGUUAUAUGAGCUGGUGGUGGAAGCCAGCCGUGAGCUGGACCAUCUGCGUGUGGCUAGGGUGGUGGUCAGUGUUAGCAUUGAAGACAUCAAUGACAAUUCUCCGGUCUUUGUGGGCCUCCCUUACUAUGCUGCUGUGCAAGUGGAUGCUGAGCCUGGGACUCUGAUUUACCAGGUGACGGCCAUUGACAAAGAUAAAGGUGCAAAUGGAGAAGUGACCUAUAUCCUACAGGAUGACUAUGGCCACUUUGAAAUUAACCCUAAUUCAGGGAAUGUUAUUUUAAAAGAAGCAUUUAACUCUGACUUGUCCAACAUUGAGUAUGGAGUCACCAUCCUAGCCAAGGAUGGUGGAAAACCCUCUUUGUCUACAUCCAUGGAACUGCCCAUCACUAUUGUCAACAAAGCAAUGCCUGUGUUUGAUAAGCCCUUUUAUACAGCAUCCAUCAACGAAGACAUCAGAAUGGACACUCCCAUUCUAAGCAUCAAUGCCACCAGUCCAGAAGGCCAAGGCAUCAUAUAUAUCAUCAUUGACGGGGAUCCUUUUAAACAGUUUAACAUUGACUUUGACACUGGGGUCCUAAAAGUUGUUAGCCCAUUGGAUUAUGAAAUUACAUCUGUCUACAAACUAACAAUAAGAGCCAGCGAUGCCCUUACUGGUGCUAGGGCUGAAGUUACUGUUGACUUGCUAGUUAAUGAUGUAAAUGACAACUCCCCUAUUUUCGAUCAGCCCACAUAUAAUACAACAUUAUCAGAAGCGUCUCUCAUUGGGACACCGGUUUUGCAAGUUGUCUCUACUGAUGCAGACUCAGAAAACAAUAAAAUAGUACAUUAUCAGAUUGUCCAGGAUACCUACAACAGCACAGAUUAUUUUCACAUAGACAGCGCAAGUGGCUUAAUCCUGACAGCGAGGAUGCUAGACCAUGAGUUAGUACAACACUGCACUUUCAAAGUCAGAUCAACAGACAGUGGCUACCCACCACUGAGCAGUGAGGUUCUGGUUCAUAUCCACAUCUCUGACGUAAAUGACAAUCCCCCAGUUUUUAAUCAGCUCAUUUAUGAGUCAUAUGUGAGUGAAUUAGCCCCCCGGGGCCAUUUUGUAACCUGUGUUCAAGCCUCUGAUGCAGACAGCUCUGACUUUGACCGAUUGGAGUAUAGUAUUUUAUCUGGGAAUGACCGCUCCAGCUUUCUGAUGGACAGUAAGAGUGGAGUCAUCACACUGUCCAACCACCGGAAGCAGAGGAUGGAGCCUCUGUACAGUCUCAAUGUGUCUGUCUCUGAUGGCUUGUUCACCAGCACCGCACAGGUGCAUAUCAGGGUCCUUGGGGCUAACCUGUACAGUCCUGCCUUUUCACAAAGCACAUAUGUAGCUGAGGUGAGAGAAAAUGCGGCUGCUGGGACAAAGGUAAUUCAUAUUCGAGCCACAGAUGGAGAUCCAGGGACGUAUGGGAAGAUCAGCUAUGCCAUCAUCAAUGACUUUGCCAAGGAUCGAUUCCUCAUAGACAGCAAUGGGCAGGUCAUUACCACAGAAAGGCUAGACAGGGAAAACCCCCUGGAAGGAGAUAUUGGUAUUUUUCUGAGGGCCCUGGAUGGUGGAGGGAGAACAACUUUCUGCACUGUGAGGGUGAUUGUUGUGGAUGAAAAUGACAAUCCUCCCCAGUUCAUGACAGUGGAAUACAGAGCCAGCGUCAGGGCAGACGUUGGAAGAGGCCACUUGGUCACGCAGGUUCAAGCCAUGGAUCCUGAUGAUGGAGCAAAUUCAAGGAUUACUUAUUCCCUCUAUAGUGAAGCCUCAGUCUCAGUGGCUGACCUCCUGGAAAUCGAUCCUGACAAUGGCUGGAUGGUCACUAAGGGCAACUUUAACCAGCUGAAAAACACAGUGCUAUCGUUCUUCGUCAAAGCAGUGGAUGGGGGCAUUCCUGUCAAGCACUCCCUCAUUCCUGUCUACAUCCACGUCCUGCCACCUGAAACGUUCUUGCCUUCAUUCACCCAGUCUCAGUAUUCCUUCACUAUUUCAGAAGACACAGCCAUUGGGAGCACGGUGGACACCCUGAGGAUUCUUCCCAGUCAGAAUGUUCGUUUCAGCACAGUUAAUGGUGAAAGGACAGAAAAUAACAAAGGGGGCGUCUUCAUCAUAGAACAGGAAACAGGCACUAUUAAGCUUGACAAGCGCCUUGACCAUGAAACCAGUCCAGCAUUCCACUUUAAAGUAGCAGCCACUAUACCCCUGGACAAAGUAGACAUUGUGUUUACUGUGGAUGUAGAUAUCAAGGUAUUGGAUUUGAAUGACAACAAGCCAGUCUUUGAAACCUCAAGCUAUGAGACCAUCAUAAUGGAGGGGAUGCCUGUUGGCACCAAACUCACACAGGUACGAGCUAUCGAUAUGGACUGGGGAGCCAAUGGGCAGGUCACUUAUUCCCUCCACUCAGACUCCCAGCCAGAAAAGAUAAUGGAAGCAUUCAAUAUUGACAGCAACACUGGCUGGAUCAGUACCUUGAAGGAUCUGGAUCAUGAGACAGACCCCACAUUCACCUUCUCUGUGGUGGCCUCUGACCUUGGAGAAGCAUUCUCUCUUUCUUCCACGGCCCUAGUCUCUGUCAGGGUGACAGAUAUAAAUGACAACGCACCGGUCUUCGCCCAUGAGGUGUACCGGGGCAAUGUGAAGGAGAGUGAUCCGCCGGGCGAGGUGGUAGCUGUCCUCAGCACCUGGGACAGAGACACAUCUGAUAUUAAUCGCCAAGUGAGCUACCAUAUUACAGGAGGAAACCCCCGAGGAAGAUUUGCCCUGGGUCUGGUGCAAAGUGAUUGGAAGGUUUAUGUGAAGAGACCGCUAGACCGAGAAGAACAAGACAUCUACUUCCUCAAUAUCACUGCCACUGAUGGGCUCUUUGUCACACAGGCCAUGGUGGAAGUGACUGUCAGUGAUGUGAACGACAAUAGCCCAGUGUGUGAUCAGGUUGCAUAUACAGCAUUAUUUCCCGAAGACAUUCCGUCAAAUAAAAUCAUCCUGAAGGUCAGUGCCAAGGAUGCCGAUAUUGGAUCCAAUGGAGAUAUACGAUACUCACUCUAUGGAUCUGGAAACAAUGAAUUUUUUCUAGAUCCAGAAAGUGGUGAGUUAAAAACCUUGGCCCUGCUAGACCGGGAGAGAGUACCUAUAUACAGCCUGAUCGCUAAGGCCACCGACGGGGGUGGCAGGUUCUGCCAGUCUGAUAUCCGCCUGGUCCUGGAGGAUGUGAAUGACAACCCCCCUGUGUUUUCCUCUGAUCACUAUAAUGCCUGUGUCUAUGAGAACACGGCCACCAAGGCUCUGCUGACCAGAGUUCAAGCUGUGGACCCUGACACUGGCAUCAACAGGAAGGUGGUGUACUCCCUGGUGGACUCGGCUGACGGGGUCUUCUCCAUUGACAGUUCGUCGGGCAUCAUCAUCCUGGAGCGGCCACUGGACCGUGAGCAGCAGUCCUCCUACAAUAUCAGUGUGCAGGCUGCUGACCAGAGCCCAGGACAGGUCCUUUCCUCUCUCACCAUCGUCACCAUCACUGUCCUGGACAUUAACGACAACCCACCUGUGUUUGAGAGAAGGGACUACCUGGUGACAGUGCCUGAGGACACCUCCCCUGGCACCCAAGUCCUUGCUGUUUUUGCCACCAGCAAAGAUAUUGGCACAAAUGCUGAGAUUACGUAUCUCAUCCGCUCUGGGAAUGAGCAGAGGAAAUUUAGGAUCGACCCAAAGACAGGGGAUAUUUCUGUCUCUGACAUCCUGGACUAUGAAUUAUGCAAAAGGUUUUACCUGGUGGUGGAAGCCAAAGAUGGGGGCACCCCAGCUCUCAGUGCCGUGGCCACUGUCAGCAUUAACCUCACAGAUGUGAAUGACAACCCUCCUAAGUUCAGUCAAGAUGUCUACAGUGCUGUCAUCAGUGAAGAUGCCUUGGUGGGGGACUCUGUCAUUCUGCUAAUAGCAGAAGACAUAGACAGCCAGCCCAACAGACAGAUUCAUUUUUCCAUUGUGAAUGGAGAUCGGGACAAUGAAUUUACUGUGGAUCCUGUCUUGGGACUUGUGAAGGUUAAAAAGAAAUUGGACCGGGAACGGGUAUCCGGAUACUCCCUGCUUAUCCAGGCGGUAGACAGUGGCAUUCCUGCAAUGUCGUCAACUGCAACUGUCAACAUUGACAUUUCUGAUGUGAAUGACAACAGCCCAGUGUUUACGCCUGCUAACUACACUGCUGUGAUUCAGGAAAAUAAGCCAGUGGGCACCAGCAUCUUGCAGCUGGUGGUGACAGACAGAGACUCCUUUCACAAUGGGCCUCCCUUUUCAUUCUCUAUUUUAUCGGGAAACGAGGAGGAGGAGUUUGUGUUGGACCCUCAUGGGAUCCUUCGGUCAGCUGUGGUGUUCCGACACAUGGAGUCUCCAGAAUAUGUGCUGUGUGUCCAGGUAUG
Carlito syrichta (Philippine tarsier) is the source of this 6970-nucleotide messenger RNA. RefSeq names its product FAT atypical cadherin 3 (gene FAT3). Gene Ontology annotation, cellular component: plasma membrane. Gene Ontology annotation, biological process: homophilic cell-cell adhesion. NCBI's taxonomy places the organism in Eukaryota, Metazoa, Chordata, Mammalia, Primates, Tarsiidae. Gene Ontology annotation, molecular function: calcium ion binding. The transcript has 15 exons. The annotation marks the transcript as partial. The record is from RefSeq and is a predicted model, not a curated record.